This is a messenger RNA of Trifolium pratense (red clover), 3116 nucleotides long. Its product is annotated as receptor-like protein kinase THESEUS 1. Lineage: Eukaryota; Viridiplantae; Streptophyta; Magnoliopsida; Fabales; Fabaceae. Gene Ontology annotation, molecular function: ATP binding; protein kinase activity. The transcript has a single exon. Gene Ontology annotation, biological process: protein phosphorylation. The record is from RefSeq and is a predicted model, not a curated record. The coding region runs from base 176 to 2536 and encodes 786 amino acids.
AAAGGAAUAUGUUCAAACAAAGCUUAUAUAUAACAAGAGCAUUGGUAGCUAAAUAACUUAGAAGUUGGGUUUCAACUUUCAAUCUGCUAUUGUAGAUUACAGACUUUACUACUGUGGUUUUAGCAAAACUAUUUUGUUUCAUUUCCUCAAUAUAUACUCUAUAGAAGGAACAAUCAUGGUAAUGCCAAAAUAUACACCUUUUGUUUUAAUUCUUUUACUAUUCGGGGCGUGUAACAAAUCAUUUGCCUCAUCAUUCAUUCCAAUUGAUAAUUAUUUGGUCGCUUGUGGUUCUUCCCACGAUAUCACUUUUCAGGGUCGAACUUUCAUACCUGAAUUUAAAUUUAAUCAUUCCAACCUUCAAAUAAUAGCCAAUAAAUCUAUUGCUGUUACUUCUAAACCCAACACUACACUUUCACCACUCUAUAAUUCAGCUCAACUCUUCUUUGAAAAGGCAUCAUAUAAAUUCAAAAUUCAACAACACGGGAGACAUUGGAUCCGUCUCUAUUUUCACCCUUUUCCUGAUUCCAACCCAAACAUGACCUUUGCCUCAAUAAAAGUAACCACUGAUAGUUUUGUGCUUCUUGAUAACUUCACUUUUGCAAACUAUACGAACUCUCAUUUUAAGAAGGAGUACGCGAUCAACAUUACAUCAGACGAGUUAUCACUUACUUUCAUCCCUCUAAACAAUUCACUUGUCUUUGUUAACGCCAUAGAAGUUAUCUCUAUAUCAGAUGAGCUCUUCUUUGACCAUAUAGUAGUAACUCUAAAUCCAUCAGGCUUUUUUGAACAAUUCUCAAAGUCUGCCCUUGAAACAGUGUACAGAGUGAAUAUUGGAGGUGCAACUUUGAGUGACACCCUUGGAAGGACUUGGGAGAAUGAUGAAUAUUACUUCCGCCACCCCAUAAACACCUCCACUAGUUCUUAUCUCGUAUCUACAAACCCUUCUGCAAUAAAGUAUUCUGUUGCUGCUCCACCAUCGGUUUAUGCCACGGCCAGAGCCUUGAAAAUUGCAUCACAGUCACAAUCACAAGGAUACGACUUAAGUUGGAUCUUUAAUGUAGAUCCAAACUUCAUGUAUUUUGUUCGGGUUCAUUUCUGUGACAUAAUUAACAAUUCACUGAACAACAAAAUGGUUUUCAAUUUAUUUAUAAAUGGAGCAUUUGCGGUUAGAAGUCUUGAUCUCUCAUCCAAAACUAGAAGACUUGCUGUCCCAUAUUACCAUGACUUCAUCUCCUACUCCUCAAGAAAUACUUUCAAAGUGAGUGUGAGUGUUGAUCCUGAUACGAGGGCAGACACGUUAGAUGCAAUCAUGAAUGGUGUUGAAAUAUUGAAAAUUAGCAACAAUGCAGGUAGAUUGAACGAGUUUUCUUCUUUUGAGGGCUUUUAUUCUAACUUACCAGAAAAUGAGGCAAGUGUUUUAGAUUCACCAAAAAAAACUUCGAAAAUAAGUACAAAACUAGGGAUUUGGUGGGCUGUCAUUUUAAUUGGUUGCAGUGUGUGUGUUUUGGCGUUUCUAGCAUUUGGUGGACUAUCAUUUUGUUAUUUGAAAGGUCGCUGGAGGAAGAAGAAAUCAGUAACUAGUUUUAAGUUUCUGAGACAUUAUACUUUGCCUGAGAUGCAACAAGCAACAAAUUAUUUUGAUGCUGAGCUGAUUACUGGAGCAGGAGGAUUUGGAAAGGUGUAUAAAGGAAAACUAGAAAAUGGGAAAGUAGUAGCCAUCAAAGUAGCAAAUCCUGAAUCUAGACAAGGACUCAGUGAAUUCCAAAAUGAAAUUGAGUUGUUGUCUGGUCUUCGUCAUCAAAACCUUGUAUCUCUUGUAGGUUGUUGUAAUGAAGACUCAGAACUGAUUCUGGUAUAUAAUUACAUGGCAAAUGGAUCGCUCAACAGUCAUCUAUAUGGUAGGGACUUUGUUCCUCUAUCUUGGAAGCAACGCCUUGGGAUAUGUUUAGGGGCUGCAAAGGGACUUUUAUAUCUUCACACUGGAGCUAAACAGAGCAUAAUUCACCGUGAUGUGAAGACAACAAACAUUCUCUUGGAUGAAAAUCUUGUGCCAAAAGUUGCGGAUUUUGGUAUAUCAAAAAAGGGUCCUCUUCUUGAUAAAAGCCAUGUUACAACCAAUGUAAAGGGUAGUUUUGGCUAUGUUGAUCCAGAAUAUUUUUGGACUAAGUAUCUCACUAAGAAAUCGGAUGUUUACUCGUUUGGGGUGGUGUUGAUUGAAGUUAUAUGUGGGAAGCCUGCUUUAGAUGAUGCCCGUAAGACACAGGAGAUGAAUUUGGCACUGUGGGCAUUAAGCUGCCAUAAAAAAGGUACUUUCAAUGAAAUGGUAGAUCCAUAUUUGAUUGGAAAAGUUAAUAUGGAUUCUCUAAACAAGGUUUUAGAGUUGGCAUGGAAGUGCUUGGAGGAGCGUCGGGUUAACAGACCAUCAAUGGGGUAUGUAUUAUGUCAACUAGAAGAAGCUCUCCAUCUUGAGUUGGCUUCACAUGUUUUGAAUGACAAUGACAAUGAAUUUACAGAUGAUAUAGAAGCUGUUGUUUGAAAUUUGAAACCAUAGACUCCUUAUUCAACAACUCAUUCGUUAAAGUUGGUUAUUUUAAAGGUAUCAGAAGUGUAUGUAUUGUAGGAACGAAAAAGUUUUUAGAGUAAAUCUAUUUAUAAACUUUUAGGAUUGAAAUUUUGACCAAAAUAUGAAUGUAUGUAACAAAUAUUUAUGAAGCUACUUAACUCUAUUUCCUUCAUUUUAGAACUAUUUUUGUGAAUUUUAAUUAUUGGGGCACGUGAUUAAUAUAGAGAUGGGAUAUUAGUGGAUUCGUUUAAAGUCGAAGCAGUUUUGAUGUGGAAGAUCCCUGACACAAUAGGUAAGAGGUGACAACUUGCCUACCCAUUUUAUAAAAUUGGGCUAGGUGACCCAUCUUAAGUGUCUUAAUUAUAUUGGUCCACCAAAUUAUCAUUUAUAAUAUUAUUAAAACAUAGUUAAUUCGUCCCCAUGAGCUUAGCUCAAUUGGUUGGGACAUCAGCAUUUUAUAUGCAGGAGCCAGGGUUCGAACCCUGGACACUCCACUUAUCCAUCUUUAAAGGUGGAAUUUCAAGCCACUAGGCUACCUGACCAAAAAAAAAAA